AAUGGGACAAGAAUGUUAGAAAUGCUAAAUGAGGCCAGAAGUACAACAUUAAAGUGAAUUAAAUAAAAAAGAAGAAAUUAGUUCUGAUUCUGAUUCUGAUCCUGAAUAUGAAGAAGAAGACGAAAAACAGCCGUGUAAAUAUUAAUGAGUUUAUAAUUAGAAAAACCACCUUCAAUGGAUAGUAAAUCAAACUCUUCUACAUUUUUUAAGGAGCAAUACAUUUCUUAAAAUUCAAAGCAUGAGUAAAUUGAAAGUCUUUAGAAUUAAAUAAAAUUUGAAGAUGGUGGAAUCUAUACUGGAAUGAUUAUAAACAAUAAGGCAAAUGGAUUUGGGAGAUUAGUUAUGCCAAAUGGAGAUAUAUAUGAGGGCAGUUUUAUUAACAAUUAUUUAGAGGGAGAUGGAAAAUGUAUUUAUGCAAGAGGACCUAUAUACACUGGAUAAUUUAAGUAGGGAAAAUCAAAUGGAAUUGGUAAAGAAGUAUGGCCUGAUGGUUCUGUUUAUGAAGGAGAGUUCUAAAAUGGUAAAAAGAAUGGAAAAGGAAUUUAUAAGUGGAGUUAGUAAAGUACAUAUAAUGGAGAAUGGUUGGAUAAUAUGAUUAAUGGAAUUGGUAAAUAUGAAUGGCCAGAUGGUAGGGUAAUUUAUUAGUUAUUUAGAACAUAGUCUUAUUAUGGUUAUUGGGUUAGAAAUUAAAUGCAUGGUCGAGGAUUUUAUAAAUGGAUAGAUGGAAAAUAUUAUGAUGGAGAAUAUGAAGCCGAUAAAAAGUCUGGAUUUGGUAUUUUUAAUUGGCCUGAUGGAAAAUAAUAUUAGGGUUAUUGGUUAGAUGGAAAAUAACAUGGAAAAGGACUUAUGAUUAAUAAAGAAGGAAAGAAAAAAUUUGGAGAAUGGUAAAAUGGUAAAUUAAUAAGUUGUUCUGAUGAAUCUAAUUUAUAAAUUAUUCCAGAUGGUUGGUUUCUGAACACUUUUAAUUAAUGA
Messenger RNA from Paramecium pentaurelia, 972 nucleotides. Lineage: Eukaryota; Ciliophora; Oligohymenophorea; Peniculida; Parameciidae. The record is from the annotation of a GenBank genome assembly.